Messenger RNA from Bufo bufo (common toad), 2336 nucleotides. RefSeq names its product polycomb group ring finger 6 (gene PCGF6). The record is from RefSeq and is a predicted model, not a curated record. Gene Ontology annotation, cellular component: PRC1 complex. NCBI's taxonomy places the organism in Eukaryota, Metazoa, Chordata, Amphibia, Anura, Bufonidae. The coding region runs from base 132 to 983 and encodes 283 amino acids. Gene Ontology annotation, biological process: regulation of transcription by RNA polymerase II. The transcript is spliced from 10 exons.
AAACAGUGGCUGUUGGUAGGCAACGGCAGCAAAAACUACAAUUCCCAGAAUGCCCGGCGCCGCGCCUGCGCAGAUCUGUGUCGAAAAGAAAAGUACCGCGCUGUUUGUGGAGCAGCUGGGGGUGGGGAGGGAUGGAGCUGGAGUUCGGUAAGUCGGUGAAGUGUGAGGACGAGGAGGAGAGGACGGCCACGUCUGUCAGCUUCUCGGCCCAGGAUGUCACCAACAGCUCGUUUGGGGAGGAAGAUGUUGGAGGCAGCAGGAACGAGGAAGUGCAAGGCGAGGGGCACGAGCAUAUGAUUAACCUGGCCGACCUGAAUCCCUACAUCCGGUGCUCGAUAUGCGAGGGUUACUUCAUCGAUGCCACUACCAUCACCGAAUGCCUUCAUACAUUUUGUAAAAGCUGCAUCGUUAGGCAUUUCUACUACAGCAACCGAUGUCCUAAAUGCAAUGUUGUGGUGCAUCAAACCCAGCCCCUGUAUAACAUUCGGUUGGAUAGGCAGUUGCAGGACAUCGUCUUCAAAUUAGUCGCCAACUUAGAAGAACGUGAGAAAAAACAAAUGUAUGAUUUCUACAGCGAACGAGGGCUGGAGAUCCCUAAACCUGUAGUCCCACAGUCUGCCUCAACUGUUCGAGGAAGACCGAAGAAACUGUUCGGACCCUUAUUCCACAUUCCACCAGAACUGGAUGUGUCGCUUCUUCUGGAAUUUAUAGGGGCUGAUGAAGGCACAGGAAGCUUUAAGCCUUUGGAGAAGAAAUUUGUGCGCGUGUCUGGAGAAGCUACUAUAGGACAUGUGGAGAAAUUCCUGAGACGGAAGAUGGAGUUGAACACAGCCUGUCAGGUGGACAUUAUAUGUGCAGAUCACCUUCUGGAACAUUACCAGACGUUAAGGGAAAUCCUUGCUGAAAUUGGGAAAAAUGCUGUUCAGGAUGGUUUACUGGUCCUUCAUUUUGGUGUGGGGCUGUCUCCAUUAUCAUUGACUUGAGAGGAUUCCUAUGAAAGGACGUAUUCUCCAAUGAGCUCUGUGUGAAGACUGCACUAAGAAGAAAGAUGUCGCUCCUCUAUUGCACUGUGAAGAUCUGGGAUGAGCACCCUGGCUGCGGUGUCGUCAGUAACCCAAGCAUCAUUACCGACAUCUUAUCGAUGGUUAUUUGAUGCUGGUCAUACAUAGAAGUCGAUAUUGCAUAGUUUUCCUCUUUCAAUCAACUUACUAUUUGCCUUGAUGUCAAUCAGUCAUCUGCAACCACGUGGCUGUCUCUUGGGAAGUGUCUGUCAACUCCUGUUAGAGCUUGUUGGGAGUUGUAGUUGCCCAGCAGCAGAAAGCCACUGCUUGCCAACCACCGAUGUCAGUUUGCACUGCAAAGACGAGUAGUAUACCAAAUAACGAUCUGCCUUAAAGUUGUCCGUGGAUGCGUUGUCCGUGGAAACCCUAUCAAUUACAUUAUUAAUGUGAAACUGGGCAAAUUUGGGCUAUUUAGGGUCUCCGUAUUAACAUGCAGGGUUUGCAUGGUUUGACGCCAGGGCUCUGCGGCUGCGUUAUACUAAUACUUUUAGCUUCUUCACACUGUAUUUGGACCAGAAAUCUGGGGCAAUUAGCUGAUCACUGUUAUGUGCAGCAUCCAUAGGGUGAGCAGAACAGGAAGUCUGAAGGGUGAAGAUGCAGCCAAUAGUGAUAUCAGAGAGGUAGGGGCAUCCUUUUGGCAAAGGUUUCUUAAUGACCCAUUAUGCUAAAUGGCCCUAGUAAGUUAAUUUUACUCAUUAUAAAAAUUGAGCCAAAGUUUUACUUUUCAAGGAGUUGUUCGAGAUGAAUAAAAACUCAGUCAGACCUGUAAAUGCUCUAAGAUAACUACAGAAUCGAUACUCGCCCCUUUUCUCCACUGCUUCUUCCAGCAAUGAACUCGUUCUGCUAAAGUCCUCUUCUUGGCUGCAGCGGUGACUUACCAUGCAGCCAGUCACUGGUCUUGGCAGUAUACGGGAUGACACCGCCGCAGCCAGGAAAGCAAACAGUAGCGGGAAGGAAAGGAGUGCAGUGCUGGAAGCAGCAGGGAAGAAAAGGGGUAUCAAUUCUUUUGUUAUCUGACAACCAUUUACAGGGGCUGCCUGAGUUUGUAUGCAAGUCAGACAACCCCUUUAAGUAAAGUAUACGUGGAAUUGAUAUUUUCUGUAAAGGCACACAAAACGAAUGUGUGAAGGCAGAAAUGCAUUAAUUUACAGCUUUGUAAAACACAGAACUGCUGCAUUUUGUAUUUCACAGAAAUCUAUUUGUACCACGUUUAUUGCAUUGGGAAGAGAAUAUAUGUUCUCUUUACUGUAUAUACUUGUAAUAAAGCCAAUUUAA